Cinara cedri is the source of this 27109-nucleotide messenger RNA. NCBI's taxonomy places the organism in Eukaryota, Metazoa, Arthropoda, Insecta, Hemiptera, Aphididae. The record is from the annotation of a GenBank genome assembly.
AUGAAAUAUGGAAGUAAAUAUUGCAUGUAGUGUUAUUACAACUAGUGGCAAAACUAAUGGGUUGUAAUAUCCCCCCCCUCCCUCCCUCGGAAUUUUUUUUACCUUGACAACAUAAAACGUAUGUCGUGUAACAAUAUGGCGUUGGUUUUUGAUUUUUUACAGGCAGAUCGCACUCCAGAGGGUAUACGAUGUUCCGUGAAGGGGCGCCGGCGUCCGAAGGCGUCAGAAUGUUCGCCAAGACCGGCCGCAGCGACAAGUUAGACGACGGCGGAGGGGGCGAAGAAACGGUACUGGAUACUUUCGUGGCGCCGAGCGUGGCGACCGGAGCUGCCAGGACCCAAGCUCAGUUCUUUGUUGACGGCAACCAUUCCAGGGUGAGUGGCGACGACUGCAAAAACAUAAUUACAAAUAGGCAAAAAUGUACAUUGCAAUAAUGGCAUGUACUCGUAUUAUUGGGAAAAUUAAAUAAGGGGGUCUAUAAGUGUACAGAGGUAUACUUAUAUAAAAAAAAAGAUGGUCAUAAAGAUCGUCAUUUUUUACGUUUCGUUACUCGCUAUAUAUAUUAUUACUUUGGUCUGUACAGUUAUUCUUCUAUACAUAAUUUAUAAUUACAAUUUCCAAAUUUACAUGUAGUAAAUCUCCUCAUUAUUCCUCUUCACUUUUAUUCCUACCGGUCGCGUGUUUACGAGUCAAAAGAUAUUAAUAAAAACAUUAUGAGAGGACGUUACAAGUAUUUACAAUUAUUUUUUGCUGAAUUUUAUAAAAAAAUAUAAAAUAUAAAAAUACAACAAAAAAAAAAAGCAAAGCUAAUACUGGGCACGGGUGCGCCACUGUUGUUGGUAGGAAGAUAAGAAGGUAGGAAAUUGUUUAAAUUGAAUCUGUAAAAAACAAUAAACCAUUCCUAAUGAAAAUAGAUUCGGAGCGAAUUUCGGUUAAACAUGUUUUGAAUGGCCGUAAUAUUUACGAUUUUCGUCAAAAUUUGGUAUUAAAACUCAUAUACAUAUAAAAAAAAUUAAAAUACUGCAACACACUCAAAUUUUUAUUUUUGACUAUUAUGUACAUACAACUUAUAAUGAACCUCUUGUUUACAUUUUAACCAAUUCUGUUUGGUCAAACUAUUUUAUCCACAAAGUACCUGCAAAUAAAAAUUACAUAGAAAACUUGUGAAAUUAAAAUGUUUAUAAAGUGGCUCAAAUGUUUUGAAAAUUUUACCGUAUCUAGAAAAAGCAAAUAUAAGUUUUUCGACGACAAUAUUUCAAGUCUUUACGAAUAUUUUUAACUGAAUCACAACAAAAAAACAAAACCAGAAAUAAUAACAACAUUAUUUUCGUAAACUUUCGUGUUCUUUCCACAUAUAUUUUCGGCUUUGCUCUAUCAUUAAUAAAAACUACAGGAAAACCACUAUCUCAUUCAUCGACUAGAUAAAAAAGGAACAAACUGUAUCUUUUCUCAUUUUCUUAUUAGAACAAUAUUUCUGUUAGAAAACAUAGUUCGCAAAAAUUAAACGCAAUGAAAUCAGUAUCGCCACGACGCACCGUAAAUAUUUUCCGUUUUACCCAUAAUUUUGUUUCCGAUUUAGUUUGCGAAUCCCUUGAAAAAUCAAAAAAUGACCUCCUCAAUGUACCAACUAGACUAGACAUAAUUUUCUUUCGGAAAAGGUGCUACAAUUGAAAUUCGGAACAAGAUUUUUAGCAGAAAAAUUUCACAGACGCAUACUCGCGUACAGAAAGCGCAUCAUAUUAAAAUAUACAUUCUUUGCUGCGCUUGGAAUCUAAAAAUAAGUGGAAAAUGCUAAAAUUUCUGCGUGUCAAUUUUAAUUUAAUAUAUAUUUUAAUACGGAACCGUGCGAAUCUACGUUAUUAACCUACGCAGGUACUUGGGCGGAUUUUUUUUCUCGCGUAUUUAAAUUUUUAUUUUUUUGUACGAGAAAAAAGAUUUACGGGAAAUAUGAAAUUCCAAUUAUUUUUCAUAAAAAAAAAAAAAAAACUGCCAAGUUUCUGGUUUCUUACACCAAAUAUAUUAUACAAAUUAUAAUAAUAAUAAUUUGUUGUGAAAAAAAUUAUAACUGUUUUUUUUCUCAUAAAACUUGAUUGUUACGUGAGUGGGAGAAUAAAACUUUUAUUGCUUGAUGGAAAAAAAAAGUUAAAAAUAUUAUAUAAACACAAAGAUAAGUAAAUAAAGCAACGCUGCAGUGAAGAUAUAAUAAGACAAUACAAAUCGAUAAAAUGGGUAAACAGGAAAUGAUUACAUACUAAUAAAAAAUUAUCCAGGGCGAAUUAUUAUCGAGGUCAAAUAUUUUACUACAGAACGUAAACGUGAAAUAUGCAUCAACUGUUUAUGGAUUUGACGCAAAUUUACAUUAACGCAGUUAAAAAUUUAAACAUUAAAAUAAUUAAUUUUUAACAGCUAUGGUACUCAAAAGUAUGAAAAAAUGAAUUCAAUAUUGAAAACUAUUUUAGAUGCUCUAGAGCAGCGGGGAAUUUAUUGGUUUCGCAAUGACUCGUACUUAUUUUUCUUUCUGUAUUUUAAAUAAAUUUCAACCAUAAAUGACGCUCCAGUUUUCAUACAUAUUUUCUGAAUGCGAAUUUUGUCUGUUUGAUGCAUUGAGACGGUCAUUUUUUGAAAUUUCUUGUAGUUCCCUUCAUAACUGGGGAAAACUAGUCAAUUUACGGCAAUAACGAUACGAGUAAAUAUUUCAAUUAUCCGUUUGCGCAGUGUAAGUGUGUCAUAAAAAUAUGUCAAUAAUUUAAAUAUAGAUAUCAGUUUGAAAUCACUCGAAAAAACCGGACUUAAAAGUAACAUGAUACCUCGUCAAAGUCGAAUUGAUUGAAAUUUAAAAUGUUAACGUCCAAAUUUAAUUUAACUAAGUACUUGGUUAAAUGUUGAACUAAAGCUUCAAUGAUUUUUGGAAUUUUCACUGUAUAGGUGCGAUUUGAAAAUAAAAUAGUUUGUGUGGCUAAACUUAAGGGUAAAAAAAAAAUAUAUUAAUAAUAUAAACGAUGUAAGAUUUUAGAAUCGCGUGUAUUUCGUUUUUCAAAAAAUAAAAAAAUAUCAAAUAACUAAUAAAAUUAAAGGAAUUUAUGAUUGUGUUAGGUGACAUAUUAGUCGAUUUAGAUUUAAAAAGGACAGACAUACUUUGCACGUGGAUGCAGCCAUUGUUGUAGGUGAGAAGUUGGGAAGGUAGGAUAUAGACGGGAAUUUGAUGUAUAUCUAUAAGCAACGAUAAACCAUUGCUAACGAAAAAACGAUUCUGAGUGGAGUUCAGUAGAUAGCGUUGCUUUGUCAACAAAACAAUAUAUGGUGUAUAUCAUACUAUGGGAAAAUGAUUACAACAAUGUGCGUUUCCGUAACGACAAUGAUUGUUUAAAAAAAAUUAAAAUAAUAAAAACUUCACAAUAACAAUAAAUAAAUAAAAACGAUUGCCAAUGACAAACUUAUUUUUAAUCUUUCAAUUAUUUUAACCUAGUGACCGAAGUUUUUCUCAUUAUCUCGAAUUUCAAAAAAAAUACCUCUGUAAAGUAUCACCCAGAAAAAAUUUAAUUUCAGAAAAGGCGCUAUACUUGAUAAUAAUAAUGAAAAUUUAAAAAAAAAAAAAACAUUCAAAUAUUCUAUUCUACAUUAUCCUACUAAAGAACCCAAACAACCGCAACGCGUUUUCGAAAUUGAAAUCCGUCAAAAUCAAUUUCCAUACAAUACAUAGUUUUGUGUGGCUUUUUGAUUUAAAACGUAAAAAAUAGCCUUACUCCUUCCCGUUAAAUGGGUUUUGGGUAUUAGAUGGAUCCAGUACAAUAUUCUUAUCGUAAGAGUGGCCGUUUAAAUGUAGACAUUUUUUUUUUUUUUUUAAUUUUACAAAAUUAGAGAAUAUUUUUAAAACCAUCGCCAAUUUCCUUAAAAUUAAAAGCGUCCAAUCGCCCGUGUAAUGUCUACAGUAAAGGUAUACAAUAGAAAAAAAUGGCGCUACGAUUUACUCAUUUUUUUUAAAUACAAACAAUGAAACUAACUUUUUUAUUUUCAUUCCUAACUACAAUUACUAUCAAAAGUAUUAACAUUGCGUUAUUAUAAUAUUUUUAUUUAUUAAAUUCGUAAAUAUUAUUAUAUGCGUUUUAGUUUUACUCUUGUUAUAUACACAGUGCCGCGGGUGUAGUUUUGUUAUUUCGAUUUACGGUUUGAAAUUCUCGUCACGGAUAAAGUUUAAAACAAAUACAUAUACGCCUGUAUAUACAUACAUAGGUUAGGUUAAUACUUUUGAAAUACUUUUUGGCGAUAUGCGCGCGGAAUACAAAAUACGUAUUUCGUUUUAAAAAUAUAAUAACGCAAAUGUUGUCGGUAAUUAUUUUUACACUAUAGGUAUUGGAUAUUGUGCACGCCACCGUCCGAUUUCGUUAGUUUUACGACGUGUUGCGAAAAUCGCAAAUGUAUUAAAAAGAAAAGAAACAACAUAAAUAUUGUUUAUACGACGAAAUUAUGCGACGGUAUUAGAAACCAUAUAAUUGCAGGUAUUGGAUUCGACAGAAACAAUUUCAGAUAUUUUCCGUAUCGUUGCACGUGUACUUAUCAAACGUAAAAAAAAAAAAAAAACAAUAAUUCGUUUCACGAAUCAAUAAAACGAUAGUGUAACUUCCUAUAUAUAACGGUGGCAUAUACAGGGGAGGUUUCCGGGGGUACAACCUCCCCCCUCCCGGUUCGAAAUUUAUAAUUGGUACGGCACACGUGCGUAUUUAUGAAUUUCUUUAGUCAACAGCGUCAUCAGAAAGAUCCAAUUCGACAUUAAAAAGAUUUGGAAAUAGUAUACAAGCGAAAAUCGACUAACAGGAUUAGCCCUCAUGUCGAUUCAUCGAAGUAUUUCAACAGACACUGAAGAAAUGAUUAGUAAUUUUGCAAGUGUCCCUCAAAAAUUAAAUUUUGUCACAAUUUUAAUUAAAUUAAUUCUUUUUUUAUAACCAUUCCCCUCACCCUAAACAAAAAAUAAAAUUUCUAUGUAUACACGCCACUGAUAUGUAGUUUACCGAACUAUCAGGCUUUUACAUCUAGACUAUAUACAUUUUUAAUCUAUGGAUACAACUUCAUUAGAAAAAUGAAAACAGAAAAUUUCAGGCGGUACAGAAUUAAACGUUGUGUUACCGGCUACUAUAAUGAUAUUGUGCUCGUAUAAACCUGUUCUGUGUACCGUUACAUUAGGUACAUAUUAUUACAGCCGUUCGGUAAAUAUGAUUAUUGUAAAACGCGAAAUAUUCGGUAAAAUGACGAUUUAUAGCCAUACGUAAAUAAAAAUAUUUCUUGAAUUUUUCGAGUUGGUGUUCGAGGUAUUAUAUUAUAUGAUACAAAAAAUCAAAAUCUAUGUAUUGUUUUAACUAAACUGUUCGGAUUUGCGAUUUGAGCGACAUCGUCAUAUUGUGUGUCGAACUAUUCCGUUAUUUUUGGGACCGUAUAAAAAAAAUGUGUCGAGAAGUUUUUUUUGUUGCAAGUUCAAUACUAAGAAAAUAACGAAAAACAAACACAAUGACAGCGAUAUAAAUGCGAACUAGAAAUAACCGUAGCGAAAAUACAAACUUAUUCGAACCAUAAACGUAUUGUAGACGUGUAGGUGUCUAUAGAUACAUUUAAAUAGAACAAAAUAUAUAUUUAUCAACCCAACCACUCUAAUCACCCAGACAAUUUAGAAAACAUGCUGUUCGUUUGUUCAUUCAUCCAGACGAGUACCGAUAAGAGUACUGUACAUUAACCGUGUAAACGGCAAUGCGUAUAAAAAUGUAUAAUUCAUUUUUUUUUUUUUUUUUCUACAAUGACCUAUACGUUUCCGAAUUUGAACGGAUCGGUGCAUUAUACCGAUACAUAAUAUAUACGAGUAUAUACGCCGCCGUGUAGUUAUUUUUGAUGUUGUUACCAGGGUUCGGGAUUUAUAGCAUUUAUAACCAUCAGAAUAAGCGCUGAAAAACGCACUAAACACUUCGUUAUAAGCACUAACAUUAGCCAUUGAAAAUAUUUUUAAAAAAUUAUCUUAAAAAAAAAUCCAACAAAUAUCACUUUUUUUCAAUUCGGUUUGACUAAAACGGUAUAGUCAAUUCCCAUUUGGAAUGCGCAUCGGAAAUAACUACGAGAGUACAAAAUGUAUGCAAACAUUGUAAACGGAUCACACUACAACAACCGAAUCAGAAUUGCGAUAAGGUGUAGUAAUAAAUGUUAUCAGUUAUUGAAGAAUUGAUGUUGUAGUAAUAUUCAUUAUUUUCAUUAUGUUAUGACAUUAUAAAUUCGAAUGAUGAAGGUAAAUCGGUUUAAACUGUGCACGUAAAUUAGUUUGUGUGACAGUGCAUUAUACUAAUACGGUUUUAGACGUGCACGGCGUAUACUUGUACCCUAAUGCAAAUUGAUUCAAUACGAAUCAAGUUAAUUCGGUUUAAUGGAUGCAUUUAAACAAGGUAUACAUUAUUAUAGCGUAAUAUUAUUACGCGUGUUGCAGCGUAUUUACGAUACGAUUUCGGCGUCACCGAGUUUUGAGCGUUGUCGCGCGACACCAGUGAGAUUUCGUUAACUGCACGUACAAAAUAAUACUCCCCAAUAGGAUUGUGAUCAAUAAUUAUGUUAUGGUAUUAUUAUUAUACGUACGCGUUGUGAUUAUAACGGACAAAGUAUGUAUGCGAAUACGUUUAUUGCAUUAGUACUCUUACCGUUUUUAUACCGUUUAAAUAAUUAUUAUACAUUUUUAACGCGGUUUCAACACUACGUGCGUUUUCUAUUUACGAAUCGCGAAAAAUAUGCGCCUUUUUUUUCUCUCUCUCUAAAAUUAACGAAUUAUCAAAACUGUAAUAUUCUCGGGUUUUAAACCCGUUAUUGUGGUACCGAAUGGAUUUCUAGCUCGUUGGGGACUCGACAUAGCGUGCAUCCUAUAAAUCGCCGCCGCUUUAGGGCACAGGCUAUAGCCGUCGAAUAUUAUUUAUUAACGUAAUUACAAUAUUGUAUAAUGGUUUAUAAUUAUUUACGUUAUGGGUUAUAUUAUUAUUUGCUACUGUCAGUAUUGAACGAACACAAAUUAAAAAAUAUAAAAACGUGUCUCACCGCGCGUUUUCCCCCGUGAUUCCCCGUUUCCACUCGGUACUUAACAAAGUUAAUUGUUGUUACUCGGUAAUUCAUAUUUCCAAAAGAGUUCUUCUUUAUUGUCUGUGACCCCAAAAUCAAUUAUUAAUAACUGUUUUUUUUUUCAUCCGUGUCACCGAAGUAAAACCUAUAAAUAAACAAAAAUGAUUCGAUUUUCUUUUCAAAAGCACCGAAAACCCUGUUACAGCCACCCUUCUGGUACUAAAUUACGGAAUAAAAAAGUCUCCUAUGAGUCAAUCCAGAACACAUUCUAUCCGUGUGUGCCAAAUUUCAUUGAAAACUGUUCCGCCGUUUCGGCGUGAUUGAGUUCACAAACAACCAAACAAACAUUCACAUACGUAAUAUUAAUAGCUGUCCCGUCCGGUAUUGUCUGUACCAGAAAAUAAUUAUUUAUCAAUUUUAUCACCAAUGUGACCAACAAAUCAACAAAAAUAAUUCGAUUUUCGUCCUGAAAAUACUUAUAACUUUGUAUCACCCCCCCUUCUUCCGUUAAGGUAUUCAAUACGGAGGAAAAAAGUAGCCUAUAUUUCAUUCCUGGUCUAGAACUAUAUUUACGCAAUGUUACGGCUCAUUUCGUUUUUGUAGCCCGGGCGUGAAGUUGUAGCAUAAAUCCGUCCACACAAACUUUCGCAUUCAUAUACAAUAGACAUAUUACUAAAUUAUAAUUACAAUAUUAAUCUUGGUUUCCAGUUUACACCCUCACUUUGUCCGAGUUGUACAUCUUAUCGAUGUGCUAUAUUGCGCUUAGAAUUCUGGGGUCUGUCUAGCUAAUUUUCCAUGAAUUUAAAUUUCGGUCCUACCUCAAAACUCUGUUUUCCUCGAUAUUUCGUCCGCCGUUGCUUGGACACGGCUCCAUCGUCUAUAACCCGUUCGCUAGCAAUGAUUAUAGAAUGACUGAAAGAGUUCAGCGUACUAGAUUCGCCCUCCCUGUCGAAUUAUCAACAAACUGAUGGUCCAAUCUUCUUGUAUUGGUUUCAUUGCCUAUGAAAUUGAUUCUAGUAAACAACUUUCCUUUAUUAACUUUAGAGUUCCGUCCUGUCUUAUUUUCCUUUUUUCAUUCUCAUCACGUCCACUAAAUUCUAACGUAAUUUUACAUAACAUUGUAUAGUGUGACUGGCAAAUGAGACCUCUACUGUUUUAUUUAACUUUAUAUUAUAUUCUUAGUUUAAUUUUAGUUAUUUUUAUUGCCAUUGUAUUUGUUAUAGUUUUUAGGUUUUGGUCUAUAAAAUACACAAUAUUUUACAAAUUUAUUGUUAUAUCUAUACUAUAUUAUUACGAAACUACUCGUAACUAUAAGCCAUGUUAUAAUAUUAUGCAUAUUUCGUUAAUGUAGAGUAUUCAUUAUUAUUAUAAUAUGUACAUUAACACCAUUGUGAACUAAAAUAAUUUAAUAAGGAUAGAUACUUUUCUAAAUUUAUCGCAAAACGCUCUUAUUCUGGAAAAUGUCCGGUGUGCGGAAACUUUUAGGUACGGUCCACAUUUAUUGAAAAUUAUUCCAAAUUACAAAUAUUCAAUGUAUAUUACAUACCACAAAAAGAAAAUCCGCUCUACCGAAAAUUGAGACGAAUGGAAAAAGUACGUUUUACUUUAAAGCUUCUCAAUGUCAACAUAGUUAUGAAGUGUACAUUUAUACUGUAGGAAUAACUUGUGAACGUCACUAAAACUUGUAAUAGGCUGAUGAGAAAAAAUAAAAGUCAUUCGAAAAUGAACUUCAAUUGGCCCCGACUUGGGUCCUCUAAAUGUCAUAGGCCCGUGGCUCAUUGCCCGUCAUGCCACCGCUACGCCACUGAAUAUUCCGGUUUACGAAAUCACCUCACCGGUUUCAGUUGACUGUGCCCCGAAUCGGUCAGCCCACGGGAGAACACUGCCCGGCCGCCGGGUAAAGAAUAUUAGGUAUGAACAAAUAUCGUUACGCAUUAUCAAAAUAAUUCAAGGCCUACGCGAUAUUAAAUUUCAUUUUAACAUUUAUUAAACCAAUUUUUAGGUAAAAAACAAAAUAAUAAUAUGAAAAAAAAAAAAAAAAAACGUUCAGUUUAUUUCUCUUGGUUUUAAAAUUACACGUUAUUUAGAAAUUCAUAAACUUAAACCGCGAAUAAAGGAAAACAUAAUAUAAACUUAAGUUGUCAUGUUACCUGUAUGGUUAUGCAAAAUAUUUUCCACAGGUUCUACCGCCGGUAUGCGCAGUAUAAUACCGUGGCAUAAUAAACAUAAUAUUAUUAUAUUUUAUCCUAUGUAUUCUCAACGGAUUGUUAUUAUUCCGAAAUAACAAAUUGCAAAUUUAAUAUAAUAAUAUUUUUAAUAUGAAAUGGGAAUUCCGUCUGACCUUAAGUCUUAUGAUCCCAGGGAAAAUCCUUAGUGACUUUUAAACAUGGAGUAACAAAUCGACGUAAGCAUAAUAUACGGUUUUAUACCACACAGCACAUAUUAUGCAUAGUUUUAUUAAAUACACGCGUAGGACAAACCCAAACACAGCUAGGCGAGACUUUUCCGUUCUACUUCUUCGUAGACUCGACCGUCAGAACCAUACAGGUGAAUAUAUUUCCGUGUCUUCGCAAAAAUUUCCCCAUUUCCUCCAAUCGUUCCGCUUCCUUUUUGAACUAUUUGUGAACAUUUUAAUUUCGCGCGUUUUUUUCGUAAAUUUUAAUUCGCCAAGUACCCUGAGGAUAAAAUCGUUUGACCAAACAAAAUUAGUUGAAAAUUUUACAGUAAGUUCAUUAUACGUUUUUUUUUUUUUUUUUUUUUGCGGUCAAAAAUAAAAAGUCGAGUGUAUUAUUGUUGUAUUUUUUUUUCUCGCGAGGUUUAAUAUCAAAUUUUGACGAAAAUAGUAAAUAUUACGACCAUUCUAAACAUGUAUAACCGAAAUUAACUUCGAAUCGUUUUUGGUUAGCAAUGGUUACUUACAGUUACACAAGAAAUAAUUGUACGUAUUCACCUUCCCAACUUACCACCUACAACAGUGACACACCCAUUCCCAGUAUCAGUUUUUUUUUUGUUUUUUUUUAUCCGAUAUUACCAAUCGCGGAAAUAUCAUAGUAGUAUUUUUUUCUUUUGGAGUACCUACUUUCGUAUGUAUAUGUGUACUCGAGCGCAGUGUUAUACAGCGUCCAAAACACAACACAUCGCAUUGAGGUAAAUUUGUAUUUUCAGGUAUUUUUUGCAGUUGUGAUCUUUAAUUUGAAUAACUUGCUCUUUCCAUCACGGUAAUAUCUAUACCCAUAUUUAUAUAUAUUUCAAGCUAUUAUCUUUUAUUUUAUCACCGCUUGCACUUAAUUUACAUACAAAAAAUGAUAAAUAUAUUACGUACGUUAAAUAUAUGUUUCACAAGUGAGGCCAGAUACACUUGAAUAAUUCCUUUACCUUUUUCAACUAAUAGGGGUCAAACUUUAGGUUAAUAUAUACGAUAUAAUAUUAUACUAUCUGGUUUCAUCCUUGUUCUGUCUUGCCAUAAUCAUAUACCUACAUUUUUUUUUUUUGUUCAGAUUUAAUCGUCUCCGGGCUAAAACAUUUUGCCCUUUAUAUACAAUGGCAUAACCCGGGAGCCACGCGAGUGUCAUUUCCUCAUUCGUUUACCCAUUAACCGUAUUUUUUGAUCUUUGUAUUAUAACGUUUUCGUGUUUAUGCUAUUUCGUGUUACUUUAUAGUGUGCGUGGUUUAUUUUCAUAUUUUAUUUCUUAAGUAAGUAACAUAUUUGCGAUUAUAAUUAACGUUACCAGUGAAACAUUUUUUUUUUUUUUUUUUAAUUCUGAGACAUUGAGACAUCCUGGCUGGGCUACUAUGUGUAUCAGUUUCUUGCAAGACCGUAUUCUCCUAUGUAAAUAAAAUAUGUUUUAUAUAUCUAAUCGUACUUAUGUGUAGAAAAAAAUAAAAUAAAAUAUAGUUUUUCCGGACGAUUAUAAUAUUAAUGUUGAGGUUUGAAUAAUAGUGCGUUACCUUAAUUUUUUUUUUUUCGCUUGACUUUUUCCGUUCUUAUUUAAUAAUAUAUAGACUUCAAACCCGUACUGUGAUGGCAACGGGCCUCACGGAAACACGCCGUGUGUUCCUACUGUUUUUAAUUUGAUUAAUCGUCGAGACUCUGGAAUCACGAGCAAAGGGUCACCCGGACAGAACGUCGGGGGUGGGGGGAGGGGGUAGAGGAAAAAUCGAGAGGGGGAACUGAGAUUGACGGGUAGGAAGGCAGGGGUGGGGAGGAGUCGGUGGACGGAAAGGUUUUAUCGUUAUUACAGCCGAGCUUAAUAAUAAUUGAGAAGAAGCGUCCCGCGCGUCCUCAAACAAACCCCCGCACCGCGGCAGCCAACGAAAAAUAAACGGAAUUUUCGCUAAACUUAAUUAACAAAGUAUAAGGUGACGUAAUUCCUCUUGACGAAUGUGGCACGGCGCCGCCGGUGUCUUUAUAAUCAUUGAAUGCGUACAUAAUAAUAUGGUAUAUUGCGCAUCGACGUAAACGAUACAAACCAAUUCCCAAUCUCCCUGCAGCCAUACUCGGAUUAAGACAUUUACGGAACCCAGGGCCAAACUUUUCGACGAGGUUUCCGUUGAAAGACUGUUAAUUAGUGAACGAAUAUUAUUGUAAACACAAAUUUGUAUUGAAAUGAGAUAUUUUUAAUCUGACGAAAAAUGUGCACGGCUUAUAUCAUUCUAAUUAAAAUAAGCCCGAAAAGAUUUUACAUAUUUUUACACAUUUGGGGAUAAUUACAUAUUUGGUAAAUAAGUAGAUUUUUUAGUAAUUUUUGAUUUUGUCAAUGUUUUUCGACGACGACAGCCAUUAUCUGCAUUGUGUAAAACAACAAGAUUAGACAACGACCAAAAUAUUCUAUGCUAUCUAAAUCUGCAGAAAAAUUUGAAAAAACUCAUGGGCAACUAGAAGAAAUGGUCAAACAAAAAUUUGCCAAUAUAAUUAAGAAAAAAUAAAAAUCUGUAUUCAAAACUAUUAAAAUCAUUAGAGAUAUUUUAAAAGGAAAAAAAUCAACAAGGAUCCCUGGAUAUUUAAUUCACAACAAUAAUUAAUAAUAGUUUACAAUAAAUUAGUAAAAGGCGAGCAAAUUGAUAGGUAGUAAAAAUAUACAAAUAAACAAAUCAAACAAAAAAUAUUGUGUGGUCUAAGAGAUUUAUCGUAUACUACACCUAGAACUAAAAAUCUAGAAGAUUAUACAGUCCGAGUUAAUUAUACGUAUGGUUUUUUGGAUAGAGUGAUUACAAAAAUUUUUUGUUUUACAAGUGCCAAUUUCGAAAAUUUAUUUAUUACGGCGCUCAAUCCUCAGUGUACGAAAAGGUACUCAGUUUAGUAGACGACUAGCAUUUUAUCUUAAACCAAAUUUAUAUUUAUAAAUCUUAUGUCCAGAAUUUUCUUUCUAAAUUUCAGGUUAAAUAAAUUCAGAAAGUCCGGUACCUCCAAUGUGUAAUUAUGAGGAGAGAGCAAUUUUUUAAAAUAUUACCAGCUAAUGAAAGUAAACGGUUUUAAACCUUUUCUAUAUUCUUUAAACGUCUUUCUGAGUAUAAAUGGACUACAAAACAGAUCCGCAUUCUUAGGCUGCGUUACCGUCUACCGUCCUAGGGUCGUGAGCUUGACAAUUUUAAAAACAUUUAAAAAAAUAUUAUACUUGGUGAUGUAUGGAAAAAAACAGGUAUCCUACCACGCAGUUACAAAGAACAGUUGCACAAUUGGCGUGUUCUGGCGUUUAAAUAUACCCACGCGUAUAUUUUACAGCGGAAACCAGCAGCGCUCCGCCGUGCGCGGCGGUUCGGUGAACUAUAAGCCGUAACGAGUUUCAACCUCGUUUUCGCUUAUCGGUGUCUGAACCCGUUCUUUAUAACCGCGGUUUCGCGUGUCGGUGGGUGGGACCACGAUGGAAUCACGAGCCAAUCAUGGGUGGAGCUCUCCCCGAGGACUAGACGUCCGACGAUGGAGGAAUUAUAUUAACCGAGUUGUUCAUCUCUCACGCUUGUCUACCACGUUUAUAAUAUCAUUAUUGUAUAAUCGCUUUCAAACAACAGCGUCUUAGUCGUGGAACCAUAAAAACGGUAUGGGAGGUGUACGGUUUAAAAUUGUUAUAAUUUUUUUUUUUUUUAUUUUAGAUUCCGAGUGUACUGAUAAAACGAUAGUAGGUUUUCAGUCUAACAGCUAUCGACAAUAAGGUGGCGAUCCGUUUAAACGUGUACACUCGUUAUCUCGGAAAUUAUUUUUCGAAAAAUUGUUAUCAUUAACAAUUUACAUAUGAAUAAUGGACUCUAAAAUGUUACGUUGCCAUCGUUUCUGUAACCCUUAUUCUUAAGGGUGAGCCGAUACGAAUCUUUUCCGAUAUCCGAUAAACCUAUUUUUUUUUCGCACGUACAUCCGGUAACCGAUCCGAUAUUUUUUUAAAAAACCACGAGCCGAUAUUCAAAUUAUCUGAUAUCCGAUUUUUACCGAUAUCACACAAAUUAUGUAUUAGAAACACUGUUAGUGCGUAUUUUUGUUAGUAACGUGUUAAACUGGGCACCUUUUUUUUUUUUUCGAAAAAUAUCGGUUAAAAAAUCAAAAAAAACUGAUAACCGAUUUCCGGCAUUGCCGAUAUUCGAUAUCAGCCCGUGCCGAUGUUAUUGUUCUUCUCCCCCUCCACUUAUAAUUCUUCGGAACUAGCCUCGCUCUUCACGACAAACGGACGGCGGCGACGGCGUCUAGACGUUGCGUUCGUUUAAUAUUCGCGAGUGCGUCGUAUUUUUUUUUUCUCUUUCUCUCUCCGCACAACCGGAAAUAUAAUAUCAUGUAUAUAUUUAUUUUUUAUUUUUUUAGACUUUAAUAAGAAUUUUAUAGUCGUUUCCCCGCUCUUCGGCCGAUAAUUUGAUUAUUUAUAUACCCGAGUAUACGGACGGGGAGUGGCGGAUCGGCCGGCUACAGGACGGGCACGGACCGCGGGAGAUGGGACGGUGGUAAACAACCCCUAUACACCUAUAGUAUGGUUUUAGCGCGGAAGUGGUGGCUGUGGGGGGGGAUGGGGAGAGGGCGAGAGGAGAAAAAAAGCAUCGAACAUUUACACCGUUUCUGCAAUUGUUCGAGUGUAAAUUCGCGUUCUAUUUAUUUUCAUCCGAGCCGCCGCCGCUGCAACUCUGCCGAAUACACGGAAUUAAUUUUCCGCCGAUUACCCGACGUUUCGCCCCCGCACCCGGACGGUCCCGGCAUAUAAUUGAAAACCCCUACGUAUGUAUAUAUAUGUAUUUUACGGAAUCGUCCGGGAAAAUCGUAAAAGUUAUACUUACCGCGCCGCCGUUCCGGUAAUAAUAUCUCACGAACGCGCGUAGGUACGCGGGGACGACUGCAGCGUGACGGGCGGCCGUGCCCGCGCGCGCCAUUCGCCGUACACGAUUUACCGCCGGCGCGCGGCCCGAGCAGGAGGCGUACGUCAUGACGUUCGUCCCGCCCGAGCGCACCACGCGAGCCGUAGAUAACGCGCGCCGGAUACGGCGGAGCUACGGUCCGAAAUCUCGGAGUGCACAGCGACCGGGCUCCGGUGUCGUCCGGCGCGCGCGCGAGACGCAAAGCGUUUGCGGUGACGGGCACGCGUGUUUUGUUACGCGACGUCAACGCCGGUCGGUGUCGUCGUACCGUCACCGCUUUCCGCACCGUCCGUUUCGAUGUCGGAUAGUGUGUCCGGCCUGUUAACUAAGCGGAGGGCGAGCGCGUGUUGUCGUUUUACUCGAUAUUCUAAUGUCCGACCCGGGCUCGACGGUCUUCGAAUUCGUAAUUUUUCCGCGUGUUCGCGACUCACUCGAAAUUUGAAACGCCGUGCAAAAACCGACAACGUUCUUACCGUUGGGUUUGACCGUGGACGCCCCCCCCCCUCCCCGCCACAUACACUCUGGUAUCAAAACUAACAGAGCGCAAAAUCGAUUUUUGUAUACACACAACGGCGUUAACCGAUUUCACGACGUUGACCGCAACACGACAAUAAUAAUAUUGUACACCGCGGGGCAAUAACGUAUACAACCGCAAUUGCGUUACCGCUACGCGCGCACGAACGGCCAUUGUGAUUCCCAUACGCCGUGCCGCGCUAUCCGUUUCGUCUCUGGCCCGCGUUGAGCGAUAAACGCAUAGGGGGGGGUGGGGAAGCCGAACGGGUGUGCUUCGGGCGCGUAUCACGAUGUUGCCCUAUAAUCCGGCGUGUUCUAUCUAAGAUACGGGCCGUCACCGGGGGGGUGGGGUCAGGGGAGAAACCGCGAUUUCGAAAAAAUGUAUUUCGAACGCGACGGAUUCCGCGGACAAAAGCCGGCCGCUAAAAGUUUAACUCCGCCGCCACCGCCGGUCGCGAUAACGGUAUCGCGCACCUUUAUGUGCGUAUGCGGCGGGAUGGCGGCGCAUCGGCGAUUGUAACAAAAAAUAAAAACUCAAGAAAUAUUGAACGGAACGAAAAUUUUUUCGUUUGUCGGAUUUCCGGAGGGACACCCUGUAAUACGGGCGACUACUGUUGCGAAAUUGAAAAAAAAAAAACUAAAAAAACAAAUACAACAACACCUACCUGUGUGGCGUAUACGUAUAUAUCGCUACUGUAGGUACUCGAAAACGUUAUAGUUUAUCGUUCACGUAAUGUAGAAAAUACCCGUACAAAUAUUAUUAUAUUAUUUUUGAUAUAGCGCGCGCGAUUAUACGAGUGUUAUAAUUAAGGCUAGUGGAAAAAAAUGCGCUGGAAAAAUAAACGACAUAAAAAAAUGACGUUAAUGUUUAUUUUACCGUUAACAAUAAUAAUUAUAGAAUAAAAUUAGGAAACAUCGUAGCGUGAUAAAAAUGUGAUUAUAGUGACGACCCACAAAUUGAAAAAAAACAACGUUAACCUCAUUAAAAAAAAAAAACACGCACACACUCACAUACACACACAAACACGUGUGCAACAGAGAUCCGUCACUAGAGUCGAAUUCCUCCCCCCCCCUUAUCUUAUUUGGUAGAAAUAUUUUUUGGAAAAUUAAAAAUAUCCGAAUAGGGUUGAGUGAUGGCUCGCCUGUAGUCUAUACCCCUCCUACGGCCACUCAAUUUAUAUAUUUUCAUUCGUUAAUAAUAUAAUUUUGUAAUUUAAUAAUCCAUAUGGUUAUUACUUAUUAUUGUUGUAUUUAUCUACAUUGGUUUAUUUACUGGGUCGUAUAAAUGUUAUUACAAACUUAUAGAUAGCGUAGUAACCUAGAAUCUAGGGGUGUACAAAACUAAAAUAAAAACCGCAACAACAUAUUUAAAUUCGACCCAAUUUGUAUCGCUUCAAUCCGUCUGCAAAACAACUUACCUACGUUACUAAUAUAAAUACUAGCCUACGUUACGUGUGACAUUUUUUUUUUUUUUUUUUUUUUUUUUUUACACCACUCUAAGUAAAACUUAUAAUGAACAUGAAACCAAAUAACGCUAAAAAAGACCUCGAAAAUUGUUAAUUAUCGUUAGUAGUAGCCUAUAGUUAACUUGACUGACAGGCACGUUUGUAAAUAGCUAAUGUUAUUUUAUGGGAAAAUAUCAGCUUUUAACGAUUAUUCUUAAUCUAAUUAUUACAAUAAAACAACAAAAUCGAAAAUAAUGAAACCGUUAUAAUGUCCUUAAACUUUCCUGUUUUUUCUACGUUUCUCCCCCCCCCCUUCCUCCGGUCAGUAGCGCCGAACUCGGGGUACGAGUACACUCAUAUGUACAUGGUUGAUGCGUAGGAUAGAUUAAGUUAGUCUGAGUAGCGUUUUUUAGAAAAUAUAACUAUACAAAAUAGUACUAUGAAUAUUGUGAAAUAUAAUUAUUUAUAUAUUAAAUUAUGUACGGUGCCACAACCUCGGGUUUUUUCGACUAUCAAGAAAACUACUCGAAAAAAUCAAAAAUCGAUUUUUGUACAUAGCUACUAGAUACAAACUCGAAACAGUAUUUCCGAUAGAAAAAAAACAAUUUAAAAAAAUCGCGAAUAAUGAAACUUUUAUUGUCGUAAAUUUGUCCGUUUUUCUUAUACGUUAUUUUCAAAGAAAAACUCCAACGAAAUCCAAAAAUAUGACCUCAAUGUACAGACUGUAGGUACAUAAUAGAUACGAAAAGGUUACAAAAGAGCAGUCUUAUUAUUUUUUCAUCGGAAUUAGAUUCUGGGUAGAAAAUUUGAUUACACACAGAACAAAAAACACACACACAUUAUAGUAAAAACAAUACAUUUUUCACUACGCUCAGAAUUUAAAAAUAAUAAUUAUACUGUACUAUGAUAAAAUAACACGGUUGUUGUUUUUUUUUUUUUCGAGGUAUUUCGAGUUUUAAUAUACUUCAAAAUUGUUGAAAUUCCAUAAUAAUAAAUACAUUUUACACCGUCAUAUAAAUAUAAAUAUAUUAUAUCGUAAUCGUGUACACAAACAAUUCGAAAUUCUGUCGCUUUUUAAAGGUUUUUUUUUAGAAUAUUAUACAUAUAUAAACGUAUAAUAUAUAAUAUUAUCGCGACGGAAAACGAUUCAAACAUUUUAAUUGCAAAAACUUUUUAAAUAUGAAAGUUUUAAAUACUUUCUAAUACCCCGCCAUAAUGCUGUACCUAAGCGUUUAUUUUAUUCGCGGUACUUAAACCGAGCAACAAUAUGAUUUACAAAAAAAAAAAAAAUUGUUUACACGUCAAAUAAUGAACACGCGUUACUUAAAUAUAUAUAAUAUUUAUUUUGGUUUUUUUUUACAUAGGUAUCAUUGGUGUCACGUAUGAUUCCUUCGCCCGAUUGGUUUAUUGGCAUCGAUUCGUUUGAUCUGUGCGUAAACGGCAACUGGCUUGACAGCAUCACCAUUGAGGUUAGUAUACUGUAAUACGUAUGGUUGUUUAACAUCAAUAUACUACAGAGAAACUAAUUUCAAAUAAAACACACUAGGCUCUCCUUGGUUUCCAAGAAAAACACACCCACGUCACAAAUGCAAUGUCUGUAUGGUAGUAUUCGUGCGAGUAUAUUUAAAAAAAAAAAAAAUUACGCACUAUUAUUAAAACAAUAAAUUCCUCUUAUAGUCUAAAAUAAUAGUUUUGUUAUUUUAUUUUCUAAAAACUUGAACAGAACUAUUAUUGUAAUAAUAAUUUUUAGAUUAUGCAGAUUGUAGCGAAAAAGCUACUCGUAUUAUUAAGACUUAAUGUCUUUUUUUUUUUUUUUUUUAUCGGAAAACACUUUUUGGUAGUAUACAAUUAUUAAAAUGUUUUCCCAUAGUAUCUUAAAAAAUACGUGUGUAUCGGCGGUGAUCUUUUGUUAAAAACUUUUUAUUAGAUUACACGCAGUAUUUCUAAAAAACCAAACAAACAAAAUUGCAACAAAUAACGAUAAAUAGGCGAUACUUUUGUUGAUUUCUGGGUUACUCUUAUACUUUAUAGUAACUGCAAGAGAAUAUUAUCAUGACUGAUAGGACAGAAUCGGUAUUUGAUUGCAACGAUUUAUUGUUGCGAUGAAAAAUAUCAACGUACACCAGUGCCCCUGCCCGUGGUGCGAAGUAUGCCCGUUGUGGGGCUUAAGUAUGUGGCGUUUGUUAACUACGACUAAUAAAAAUAUUAAAUUAUCAUGACACUAUGUAGCGGUCGGUGUACCUACUAAUAAUUUUUACGAUACGAUUCCGGAAUUUACAGAGAAUGGAACUCGUUUCGUGUCAAAAUCGUAAACGUUAGAUCGUAUAAUUUAUUUAUAUAAAUAUAAAAAACCUCGGGGAUCCUUAAGAUGUCAUCAAUGUAAUUUCCCGUCGCGUUUAAAAAAAAACGCUAUCGUCGCAACACUUAGUUUAUUAAAACAACAAUGCGGAAUACUCGACAUCCAGGAAGUAUUAAAUAUAUUAUGUGUAAUAAUAAUAUUACGAUAUUAUUAUAAUUAUACGAAUGAGAAUAACAAGAAAACAUUAAUAAAACUCGGAAAAUUCCGUUUCGUCCCGUUUGCUUUAAAUUUAAAUAAUUGGUAUUAUGUGUAUACAGAGUGAUUCAACAUUUGUGUUAUAUGGUACAAAAGUUGUUUGAAUUAAAAACAUCUGAAAUCAAUUUUACAUCGUUUCGUUUACAAUCUAUUAAAAGAGCGGUUUAGGGGUCAACUUUUUAAAUUUAAACGGGAACUUACACUUGUUUUCUAUUCUUGAAUAGAAUGGUUAACUAUUCUAUUUGGAAAUUCCAUUCGUGAAAGUAACGCGAUUUUAUUUUUUUUAAUAAUGUACUAUACUUGUAAGUUAUAAGCGAACAAGAUAUUAUUGUGGUUAAUGUUCAUCUGACCAAAGUUAUACCAAUUGUUCUGACUACCGACAAGCGGCUCAUCAAACUAUGCGAUACAAAUUACUUAUGUAUAAUUGUAAUAGCGAUGACACAGAGUAAUUAAUAUUACUCUAUGUAGUAAACGACGUAUUAAAUAAUAAUAAACAAUAAAGCUCAAUUCCACUAAAUAAUAACAUUAACGUUAAAUUGUAAGUUACAGCCUAUAGUAAGUAACGCUAAUACCAAAUUGAAAAAUGAACCGUUGAAAUAUUUUUCAUUAUGCGUUGAUCUAACCUAACCUGUAUAAUAUACAGGUACGGCAUACGAAAAUUUAAUGCAAGCGUCAAAGGGUCAAAAAUCAAAAUAAAAAAAAAAAACCUUUGUGCAACACAUUUCUCUCGUUUAUACGACAAAACGGCUGUAACGUAAAUUUUGAAUUACCCUGUAUAGUGUGUAACGGGUUAGUAGUAGUUUUUAUGACUCGAGAAAGAAUUCUGUCACUGUAAUUUGAUCCCGUGAGGCGCAUGAUGACGUUCCAGAAUGUUUGUGUUUGGGUGGCCAAAAAUAAAAUUGUCAAAAAUCUCUAAACAUACAUAAUAUAUUAUCCAGUAAUUCCCAAUGUGAUAAUCAGUAAUUACCGAAUAUGAACCGGCGGUUUAAAACCGAUUUCCGCAUUUGGGUAAAUGUUAAUUAUAUUAGCUGAUAACGUUUAUAAAUAAUACGGUAGACUGUAGAUAAAACUAACGGGUAUUAUCUCGCGGUUUUUUAGUUGCGUGUUUCACGAUUAAAUUGAAAACUUUAAUGGGAAUAACGAUUAUUAACUUUGCAGUUAUUACGAUUGACGGUACGUAUGUGCUGGAAGUCCAGCGGUUAUAGGGGGAAAAACUUCGAAGGGACCACUAUUUAUGUACCGAAAAUUGAGGGACGUUCUCGAGAACUAACCGAAAUUUUAAGAAAUCCGUCAUAAAGACGACGUUUUCAAAAUGGUUUCCUGUCGCACGUUUUUUGAUAAAAAUGUUUUUCUAAGAGGGUUUAAAAAUAAACCGCACUACACCCCCCUCAAAUAUUAUCGGUAAAAAUAGAACGAAACAGAUAUAAAUAAUAAAUAUCAAACAUAUAAUCUUAUUGUUGAACACAUUUUUUACGUAUAGGACCUGAAAGAACGGUGUUCCCAUAAAGUAUAUUGCACAUAUACGUACGGCGUAUACUCUCAAGAUUUUUUUAUUAUUAUUAUUAUUAUUAUGAGUACCUAUAUCUAAAAUCUCAACCGAUUUGUGAUUUUAAGUAUUUUAACUCUCGAGAUUAUUAUUGACACGUCUUUUACCUCUAAACCGUAAGAAAAAUAUUUGUAUUGCAUUAAAUGUUUAUGUUUUGGUAUACUCUGAACAAAAUUAAUGGGACCGCCGCCGCCCAAAGAGCCUAACGGGUUAAAAGUGGCAAAUUUAAAAACUGAGGCCUAACGCGAAAUUCGAAAAGAAUCGCCGGAAAACAAUAAUAUUUUACGAAAAAAAAAAUUUUUGGCCACUGCGGGGCGUUUGUAAAUAUUAUCUAUAUUAAUACCAUGAUAUUAUAAUGCUAUUAUUAUUAUUCUCGACAUCAUGACGUCAAUUUCGACAAAAAUGUUUUUUUCUUGAUAAUAAGUGUACUUACGCGGGUUUUUUUUUAUGUGUAUACAGGCUGAUCCGAUGGACGCGGGAUGCGACAACGGUUUCACUUUCACGGCACCGAACUGGCCCACCGAUCCCCAGGGCAUCAUAUACAGAAUAAAAAGCAACUAUCCGUCACAUCCGGCCAGCUCGUUCUAUUAUCCGCAGUUUAAUCGGCUGCCGACAAUAGCGACUUUUCAAUUCAUAAAAGUACUUCACGCUAUAUAUCUCUGUGUAUACACGUACAUAUAUUAUAGAUACACCUAACCGCAAUAAAUUCGGCCGCCGUCGUUAUACCGGCUGUGCCGCGAGAUCGAAAAGAAUUAUUGUUCGCCCGCCUAUUGUUGCGGCCGUUUUACGCGGCCGGCCCCGCGCGUCACGUAUAUUACACGGUUAAUGUUUUUCUCGCGUUUUCAGAUUAAGGAAUACGAGCAGUCUUUAGGUGGCAGGGGCCAGGCGUCCGACGCGACGGUGAAAAUCGAAGAGAGCGUUAUUAAAGUGUUGAACGGCGACAGCGAUAACGACCGAGAAGUGCAGCUGGAAAUGGAACAGCAAAGACGAGAACAAGAGUACAACAACUACAAAAGGUGCGUACAAUCCAACCGGCGUAUAGAAUGACCGAAUCGACGCGAAAUCAAUGGUUAUCGCGCGCAUAGCCAUGGGCGCGGGUAUAGAAUUUUUUCGCGGGCCGGGCCGAAUGAAAUUCCUCGAACGUGAUCGAAUUUCCACCCGUACACGGCCCUUAACAAAUCGCUGAAAUUCAUCCCGGACCCUCCGUAAAAAUACAAUUAUACGGACGGUGUUACUAUUCAAAUUGUGUUUGCACUUUGCAGCGUCGGUGACGACAGAGGAGUGUCGGUGGCCAAUGUGACAUCGCCGGUAAUGAUACCGAAAGGCGACAAGGAAGCGAUAAUGAACAGCAUUAUGGACAGUUACCAUAUCCGAAAACACAAAAAAGCGCACAAAAAAUCGAGUAAUUAAUUUUUAUUUACAUUCAAUUAGGCAGCCGUAAGAGUAACGCCGAUCGACGCGCCAACCAACGUCCGGGAAACUUUUACCCGGCGCUCAAACGUCGUUAAAGUUUUAACGGUUAUACAAUAUACGAGGGCUAAUCAAAAAGUAUCGAGACUGAUAAUAUUACUCGGAAACCGAGCGUUGAAGAGCAAAACGAUUUGUAAACCUUGCUUCUGUGACUUGUACUGAGCACGUGUAUUCGUAUAAAAUCUCCGUAAACUUCUUCGUUUUGAUUUGACGGUAUUUUUCUAAAAUUUGUUUUUCACGUUUGGCGAUUUCGUAAUGAAUCCAAAAAGAAGCGGAACUCGCUGCCACUCGAGGGCACAUUUUCAGUUUUUCAAUUGACAUUUAAUGGCAAAAACCAUGAAAUGUUGCAUCCCUCUGAAACUGGAAAAAAAUGCAGACAAAUUUUCUAAAAUCUCCAAAUCCGUCAAGUUACUCUUCUUUUGGGCUUAUUACAAAAUCGCCAAACUCGAAAAAUAUAUUUUACAAAAAUAUCGGUGAAAUCAAACCGAAGAAUUUUAUAGAGAAGCAAUAAAAACAAAUGUACUCAGAAAAAGUCACAGAAACAAGUGAUACCGAUCCUACUGCUCUUCGAUGCUCCUUUUCCGAAUGAUACUACCAGUCUUGAUACUUUUUGAUUAGCCCUCGUAUAGAUUACAGUUGCUAUGCAACACAAUCGGUUUAUCCGAUAUCAUCCGAAUGGAAAUAAUAAUUCAACAGUCCCGAAUGUGUUUCGGACGUUGGGUUUGUUGUGGUGUAACUGUACUACUGUGUAAUAUCGGAUAUUACCCAAUUAUACCUUACCACCAAAAUAUCGUAUUAUGUAUACAUUGUACCGAUUAAUGGUGGUUAGCGACGUGUCUCUAAACAUUGUUUAGACGAAAAUUAAGUGAUUAUCUUAUCAUGGCGAUAUUAUCUUGUUCGCGAUAAUCGUACAUCGUAGAUCACAAUAUAAAGAGGUCCACAUCCAGAGGAUACCCUGUACAGGGAGGAAUCGACAAACGUAAUAACUUUUGUUCUAUUCAAUAUUUUUGAUAUAUUUUUUUUUUUUAAAUAAUUAGUAUGCCUCUGAUGCGCUACAGUUUAUAUUUCACCAUUUUUUUUUUUAGUGGGAGGAGACUUAAAAUAAAAUUUUUCAACCAUCAAACAUUUUUAGAAAAAUGGUUGAAAGUUUUGUUAAAGUGUGGUCUUUUAUUUUCUUCGAGAACAAAAGUCAUUGCGUUUAUCGAAUCCUCGUGGGAUACCGUGUAUAUAACGAGCCAAAGGCUUUGCCGUCGCAUUAGUCGAGGAAAUAAUGGAUGUAUAUUAUUGCGGUGAUUUUGUUGUUCUAAAUAAAUAAUAAUGUAUUAUAUUAUUUACUUUAAAAAAUGUUUAGUACAUGUGUUCUCGGGAAUAGAUACGUAAAAUAUUGAUUAUUUUCGAAACGUAUAGCCUUAAUUACGUCACUGAAACACAGGGUAUAAGAUAUUUUAUUCAAACCCCGAAUCAUUGUUAAUAACUUUUCCAAACGAGGAUUGGUAAAUUUUAAAAUAAAUACAAAAAAAAUAAAAAUCAUUGUAAAACCAAUAUUCGGAAUCGAAAAUCAAUGGUGGAAAAAGUCGGACAUUUCAUUUGUUUUUACGAUCAAACAUAUUGCAAUUUUUUUUUUUUUCAAUUUUAUUCUCUUGUAUAUUUUACAUUGAAUAGAUGUGUAUACUACAGAGUGUAUAUAAAUAGAAUAUUACUCUUCACGUCUUAUACCAUUCCAAUUACAUCAGAGUUUUUAUUUAUAACGUUUAUUAAAUAUUAAAUUUAAAUUUGUUCGACGUACAGUGUCAAACGGGAAUUUUCACUCGGGGGUAAUGGUGAUCGUUGGGUGGAUUAUUAUAAUAGGUGUGUAUUUGGAACACAAUAUAGUCGAGUGAUCGGAGCCUGCAGAUGUCAUGAAUUACGAAAGACUCGAGAGCCUGACAUUAUAAUAAGUCGCAAAAGAGACAUUUCGAUUGACAUCGGCGAAGUAAUAAAUGUUUUUUAUACAGUAAUCUGCCGAUUUAUUGAAAACAGCUAGUUUCAUUUUUGUAUAAAUGGAAAUCGGUUUAUUUAAUCUUUAUUGUCUAUUGACAUUUUUCAUUUAAAACAAUUGUGUAGGAUUCAAAAAUCUAAACGCUGUGGGUGGAUGUGUGAUUUUACGGUUUUCCUCAUGUCUGGAAUACGUCCUGUUAACAUGUUUAUUAUUCAGAAUCUUAAUCAAACUCAAUUUUUACCUCUUUCGUGUUAAACGCAUUCAUUUUCUACACGUACAGAAUUGUAUUCCGUGAACCAAGUGUUAGCUGGUAUGGUUUGGCAUGAAAAGUUUCUACGAAAAUAACAACCCCCAUAGAAACUUAACAAACUAUAUGUGUAUUCAGUUCUCGUUUUUUAAUAUUCUCCGACGAAAAUAAAAAAGAAACACUCAAACCCCUUUUUACUUCUUGAACCUGAGAGAAACACCGCUGGCAACAAAAUUGUCGUUAUACAAUAUUCUACAUUAAAUACGUAAUAUUCGGCAUACACCGAAGUUUGUCAAGUUUUUAUUUUGACAAUAUUAUUCGAACAAAAUAAGAAUUCGAAUUAUAUUUGCAAACAAAAUUAUUCGAAUUUAAAAUUAUAAUUAUUCAUAUAAUUCACUGUUUGCAAAGUGUAAGAAUAGUUUUCAAAACCAAUUAUCGGACUACGAAAUUAUAAUAAAAUUAAAAUACAAAUUAAAAAAAUCGUUGUUUAUUUUUGAAAAUAUUUAUAUUUGCAUUUACGCGGCACAUGGCCAUGAUUUCAACGGGGUUAUAAGUGUAGUUUAUAGAUCCUUAGGGUCUAGUAUUACAGUAUAAUAUUAAUUGAACGAAAUUAUUACUGAAAGUUAUUCGAAAGGUGUUUUUUUUUUUUUUUAAUUAAAAUGAUUUCGUUAGAUUUAUUAUAUUCGGUGAUUUUAUUUCGAUAAAAUCGUAUACGAAUAAUACUCUGGUGUACACAGACUGACAGACGCGUAUUAUCGAGACGUUUUGACGCGGAUCCGUAUACCUAUAAUCGUCGGUCGUCGUCGGAUAAGUGCAUGAUUGAAACGGAAUGUUAUUAUUGAUAUUAGUUUUUUUUUUUUCUACAUUCGUUUCCGAAAGGUAAUCGAUUGAUCGAAAUUAUCAAAUAUGUGCUGUGUCCGAUAAAACGAACGAUUCAUUUGUACAGAAAUAUUGACGUAAUAUGAGGUUCAAUUGUACGGUGUACAGCAUUCAAAAACUACCUAAAAUGAAAUAACAAAUAUGUACUAAAAUAUCAGUACUCGAAACACUUAUAUAGACAAAUAAUGGUAAAAACAUUCCGAAUACAUUUCGAGUAUCUAUUCGAAAUACCUCUACUACUCUAUAGUAAACAGUUCUAAGUGACUAGGUACAUUUAAAAAAUGUUGUUUCGGAAGUUUUUUUAGCACAAAAUCAAAAAGUUUUGAAAUAUUUAUUUAAAACUGCAAUAAUUAAAUUGACGAUUAAUGAUUGAUACCACGAAAUUUAUCAAUGGUGGAUCUAUUGCAAUUUACCAAGUCGGUUGACAUUUUAACAAGCCCGUUUCGGAUAGUAUUAUUGUAACGUGUUAAUAAUUGGCUAAUAAAUGAUAGCGGAGCUAUAGAUUUUUAGUGAAGAUAGAGAUUUUCACUAAAAAAGUUUUUAAAUAAAGCUGACUUCUUCUUCCUCUUCGCUUUAUCAUCAUCCCAUCAAUAUUCUAUCAUAUCUCCUCCUCUAAAAAUAACCUCUAGCCACCAGUUUUCUUUGACCUACCUCAUUUCCGGCUGCAUGCGUAGCGCCCCGGGAUCCGUUUUAGCACCUCAGGAUAUUAUAGUGUUCUGUAUAAUUCCGUAAAAUAAAUUAACGAACGUAUUAAUCCAGGGUCAUAUUUGUUCGAACUGUACAUCGCCGGAAUCUAAAAAAUUAAAAACUGUAUUUUGUCCAAAAAGUGUAAAAUUCCACCGGAUCGUAAUUUCCCGGAAUCCACUACCCGUGGAAGAAAUAUUACGAUAUUCCUUUGGAAAUAUCACUUACAAUCCGAAAAUAUACAUUACAGAUCAUUCCGGCGAUAUACAGCCCAGACAAAUAGGGUUUUUAGUUUAUAGAUGCCGAGUGAAUACGAACUGGAGAAUGGUUGCAUCCGAAUUGCGUCCCGACCCUAGCGGUUUUGAUAGAUAAUACACUAUAUGUAUUGAGCCCCGGCUUUCGGUAAAUAAUUUACUAGUUGGAUCCGAACGUUUAAAAACAAUACAAUACACAUUUCCCUUCUCAUUUUCACAGUCUCAUUUUGCUAGUGAUUUUUCUGUCAUUUUAUCCUUUAUAUAUUUUUCUUUUUGUAAAAUCCAGGUCCUUUUCAUUUUAAUGUAAAUAUCUAUUUGGGUACUUAUUAAAACUUCUGGACUGAGUUUUGGGGACCUAAGCCUCCCUAACCCCCUAUUUACGCCUAUGGAUCGUCUACAGUCCAGAUAAAUAUGGUUCUUAGUUUUCAUACGGCCCUGAGAAAUAGGGCAAUUUUAUGCCCUAUUGCAGUUUUAUUAUCUCACACCACCGUGAACUCGUCUGAAUAUGAUUCAGUGGCUGUGAAUCGGCGGCGCCGAAACCAGCAGUCAAGGUUGACGAUUGCCACCCUUCUUUUAAUUGGUGGGUGGUGGUAGAUCCUCGAUGGGUAUAUUUUCUAAUCGGAUCGGUACGUAUGGAAUAUUAAUUAAAAGUGUCGUUUGCGGGAGUUUGUUUUGUACGAACGGGGCGGUGGUCUAUACAACUUUUUACCCGCCCACCUUCUUAGAUCGCGGUUCGGCGCCACUGGCUGUGAUGACUAUUUGUUAUAAUUUGUCGUUGGUUUUCGCAGGAUACCGGGACUGCCGGGUGGGCGACUGGUCCGAGUGGAGCGCGUGCAGCGUGUCGUGCGGCGUCGGCGAGAUGCAGAGACGCAGAGAGGUGGUCAGACACCCGAGAGGCGCGGGACGACAGUGUCCGCCGCUGCUGCAGACCAAAUGGUGCGGGAGCGCAAAAGAUUGUCCGCCACAAGCGCACUUCAAGUGGUAAUCCGAUCCGAUCCGUCGUCGACUCGGCCCGCGACGUUCCGACCAUACCCUCGGAAGAAAAUCUCCGCGAAUUAUCACGUCGCGAACGAAACAAUAACAAUUUAUUAUAAUAUACAUAUACCUAAUUAUUUAAGUACGAACCCCGAAACCUG